Messenger RNA from Octodon degus (degu), 1063 nucleotides. Its product is annotated as growth-regulated alpha protein-like. Gene Ontology annotation, biological process: antimicrobial humoral immune response mediated by antimicrobial peptide; inflammatory response; chemokine-mediated signaling pathway. The record is from RefSeq and is a predicted model, not a curated record. Gene Ontology annotation, molecular function: CXCR chemokine receptor binding; chemokine activity. The coding region runs from base 82 to 393 and encodes 103 amino acids. The transcript has 5 exons. NCBI's taxonomy places the organism in Eukaryota, Metazoa, Chordata, Mammalia, Rodentia, Octodontidae. Gene Ontology annotation, cellular component: extracellular region.
CAGCCUGACAACGGCAGUCCAGCCUGAGAGCUCCAGCCCAGCCUGACAGCGCCAGUCCAGCCUGAGAGCUCCAGUCCAGCCAUGGCCCGCACCACCCCCAGUGCCCUGCGCCCAGCUCCACUGCUGCUGCUUCUGCUGCUCGUCGUGGGCGCCUUCUGGAAAGCCACAGGGGCACCUCUAAACACCGAGCUGCGUUGCCGUUGCCUGCAGCCUGUGCGCGGUCUGCACCCCAGGAACAUCCAGAGCGUAGCGGUGACAGCGCCAGGACCCCAUUGCCACCAAACCGAAGUCGUGGCCACGCUCAAGGAUGGACGUGAAGCCUGUCUAGACCCGGAAGCCCCCAUGGUGCAGAAAGUACUGCAGAGGAUGCUGAGCAGAAGCAAAGCCAACUGAUUCCCAGAGGACCAGAAGCCCUGCUCCUGCUUCUGAAGGGAUUCUCAGAGGAGUCUAAGGAAUAGAGACAAGAUAACACCAAGGAUGCUGGGACUGUGCCAAUGCCUGUGAUGAUUUCUUAUGAAAGUUUUUUUUCUAUUUAUUUGCAUAUGUAUUAAUUUAUUUUUCUAUGCUUUUAUAUUGUUUAAUAUUUAAAGAUGUGAUGGUGUUUGAUUUUCGGAUAUCAUAUUGUAUUGUUAACUAGUUAACAAAAAAAGUUAACAUUUUUAAUGUUAACUAGAAGUUAUUUGAGUCUUGACUGGCUUAGUGUGAAGAUGAAGGGUGUGAAAUAUUUAUUUAUUAAGCUUGUUGGGCACUGCACCAGCCAGGUGGAGGAUGCAGAGAUCCAUGUUAACCUGGAAGUGUGCUUGCACAUCUGUUUGUGUAACUGUUAAGAUGAGUGUGAACCUUAGCUGUUAUUUAUUGUAAUACUUUCACAGUAUGUAGUCAACAUUUCUGAUGUUGAAGCCUUAAGAACUACAAUGUUCUAAUUAUCCCUUGGACAUUUUAUGUCUUCUUCGUAAGGCACAAUGCCUUGUUUAACCACAACUGUGCACUGUUGCUACAUGUUUUGGAAUAGAGAUAUAUUUAUUGGUAUGUUUUUACAAAUAACAUGGAAAUAAAGCCUUUA